Messenger RNA from Verruconis gallopava, 732 nucleotides. RefSeq lists its product as uncharacterized. Lineage: Eukaryota; Fungi; Ascomycota; Dothideomycetes; Venturiales; Sympoventuriaceae. The record is from RefSeq and is a predicted model, not a curated record. Gene Ontology annotation, cellular component: cytoplasm. The coding region runs from base 1 to 732 and encodes 243 amino acids. Gene Ontology annotation, molecular function: superoxide dismutase copper chaperone activity; copper ion binding. Gene Ontology annotation, biological process: removal of superoxide radicals. The transcript has 2 exons.
AUGACUGUCAACUCGAUCCCUCCUUUCCAGACUACCUUCGCAGUCCCUCUCACCUGCGAAUCAUGUGUGAAAGACGUGUCAAAAUCUCUUUAUGCUCUGCCAGGAAUUGUCAACGUAACUGGUGACGUGUCCUCUGGCCUCGUCCACAUCACCGGCACAGCCGCACCCUCCUCCAUAGUCUCAGCAAUUCAGUCUACUGGUAGAGAUGCCAUCCUCCGAGGUAGUGGUCGCCCCGACAGUGCAGCAGUGUGCAUUCUCGAAACACACACAUCGCGUAGCGACGUUGGCGAAAAAGUGCGGGGCCUUGUACGCAUGGUACAGGUCGCCGAUGAAUUGACCAUUUUCGACGUUGCUAUUCGUGGCCUAAGCGAAGGGACAUACGACGCCACGAUUCGGAACAACGGGAAUAUUAGCUACGGUGCGGAGAGUACUGGUUCGAUAUGGGAUGCUGAGGGGAAAGGACGAGGCGUGCUCGGUACACUAUCCAUAAACAAGGGCGGAGUAGGCUCCGUCUUUCUGGACAAACCGGUUGCCAUCUGGGAGCUGAUUGGGCGGAGUAUUGUUGUAGCGAAACAGGGAAAGAUCACAUUCAACAAGGAGGAUCCGGAUGAGCUUGUAGGGGUAAUUGCAAGGAGUGCUGGUGUAUGGGAGAAUGACAAGACUGUGUGCAGCUGCAGUGGGAAGACAGUAUGGGAAGAGAGGGUGGAGCAGCAGGGCAGAGGCAUGCUAUGA